Messenger RNA from Fomitiporia mediterranea MF3/22, 933 nucleotides. Its product is annotated as Pkinase-domain-containing protein. Gene Ontology annotation, molecular function: ATP binding; protein kinase activity. Gene Ontology annotation, biological process: protein phosphorylation. Lineage: Eukaryota; Fungi; Basidiomycota; Agaricomycetes; Hymenochaetales; Hymenochaetaceae. The record is from RefSeq and is a predicted model, not a curated record. The transcript is spliced from 7 exons. Bases 1 to 933 code for a protein of 310 amino acids.
AUGUCGGAGAAGUUCGAGACAUUGAAGAAUCUAAGGUUUCCGGGCCGAUACGUGUUUGUGAGUUACUCGUUGCAUACAUCCCCAUUGUAUAGCCACACGCCUUACGACAAUUCGGCACGAUGCACAGACUGGUUCGAAUCGAGCAUGGAGUAUAUCGUUUCGUACGAGCACGUCUGUGGAGAAGACUAUCUUAGUCGCUUUGCGAAAGAAAUAGACACUAGUCAAGAUAGUAGCGCUUCAAAGAGCAGUGACCGAUCCAGGCACCGUAUUCGAGAAGCUGCAAAGCAUUUAAAAUCCGCCAGGGGCCUGAGUCCAGAUGAUGAUCAGGAAGUACCUCCCGGGCCUUUCACGGAAUUGCAAUUAAGGACGCUCAUUCAGUUGAUUUUGCUGUCAAUAAAGUUCCUGCAUGAGAGAGGUAUCGUACAUAAUGCGCUGUGUGCUAUGAAAAUCAGGACGAACGAUGACACGAGCCUGCACUACGUCUCACAAAGCCACAUGUUCCAUAAUAAGAGACCGCUCUGCUCAUUCACACCGGAAGAGCUACGGGUCGUUCUCCGGGAAUUAGAGAAUCGAAGUGAUAAUAAAAUGGGCUUUGGAAGACCCGUGGAUAUAUGGGCCAUAGGUGUCAGUUUCGACUAUAUUGUCACUGGCAAGCUACCCUUUCAAGAUAAUGUGAACGACAAACUCAGUCGCCUAAGUGACGUCCUUGCUCGUUGCGAAUCCGACAGCAUCGAAUCGCACAGAGACGGCUGGGACCGAGUAAGCGGGUAUGCUAAGAGCUUGUGCUCCCAAAUGCUACAACCAGAUCCGUCUGCGAGGUUAACAGCUGAACAAGCACUCGACCAUGAGUGGUUCACUGUUGCAGAGCACAAAUUGAAUCGCCAGCUUGGAGGCGAGCUGUAUGAUCUUUCUAAGCACCACCGAUUGAGAUGA